This is a messenger RNA of Vitrella brassicaformis, 8793 nucleotides long. The record is from the annotation of a GenBank genome assembly. NCBI's taxonomy places the organism in Eukaryota, Vitrellaceae.
UCUUCUCCUCCUCGUGGCUCAGUUCACCAUGUGGCAGUACCCGAGUAACUGUUUGAGGCUGCGUCGGGUCUGCUGCCAAGAUCAGCCACGGCAGCUGGCCCUUCAAGACGCCGCCAGGAGUCCGCAUGCAGCGCCGGCGGCAGCCGCUGUGGAAGACUUCAAGUCGCUCCUCCGCCACGCCACGGUUGAUACAUUUGAGGAGGCUGGGGAAGCCAACCAUCGGCUGAGGAGCAAGGUGCAGUAUCUUGAGAGGCGGCUCAAGGCACUGCAGGGCGGCAUCCGGGAUUUUGCCAGCAGAGAGGACAAAAGCGCUCAGAUGUAAGUACGUAUGGCUUGGAAUGCAUAUGUGCGUGUGUGGAUGGAUGGAUGGAUGGAUGACACUGUCCCCCUGCAGGCUGAAUAGAAUGAAGGCGGAGAUCGGUCAGUUGCACCAUGACCGUGCCCUGCUCAUGGACCAGGCUGGUGCGCGGCAGACUCUGCAGUCUGAGCUCGACUACUGGUUCAAUGAGUGCAAGGCUCUCAAGCAGGAGCGAAACUUCCUCGCAGACCAGCUGCAGAUCAAGGCAUGCAUACGCGCAUCCAGAUCAUCCGGUCAUGCAUGUCGUUGACUUGGUUGCAGCUUGAUGGCCGCGAGCUGCGGGACUGGGUGGAGGAAAGAGACGAACUGAGAGGCAGGCUGCAAGUGAGUCAAAGAGGCACGCACACUCAGCCAAUGGCGAAUAUGUAUGUGCGUGUUCUUUCGUGCAGCAUGCGCUCGACUGGAUUGGGAGGCUCUCGACAGAGGUUGAUAUCAUCUCUGCUGACCCAUUGAUCAGUCUACAGUCUUCAAGACUCCCGCGCCCAGCAGCCCUUUCCCCAUAUGCUGACCUGCAAGAAGAGGAUGAGGAAGACAGCACGGCUGAGAGGGAGGGCGUUCCUGAGGCAGCACAAGAGACCACCCCCACAGAAGGGCAACAACCGGUCGGCGAAGUCCAGGAGACCCUCGCUGCUGCUGCUGAUGCUGCUGGUGACGAGGAAUCGCCCCCCGGUGUCUCUGCCAGGACGCCAGCGGAAGAAAAAACGGCAGAGACACAGCCGCGAGAGGAUACAAGGCCGACAAGGCGGGCUCCCCCCACUGAGAGGCGCGCAGCCGACUCCCGUGCAGCUGUUGCGACGGACCGCACACCGACUGACGCCAUCGGUAAGCCCGUGUGUGAACAGAGAGUGAAUCCCAUGUGUAGUGGUUCGUGUUGGGUGCAUGUGUCCAUGCCCAUGUAGGUGUGUCUCUGACUGUCCGCCGUGUCAACGAGUGCAUCCGUCAGUGUCAUCAGCAGAUGUCUGUCGCCCACGAGAGCGCCAGGAAGGUCAAGGGGUUUCUCUUCAAGCUGUUCGCAUGGAUCGUUUUCACGCUGCUUGGCAAGAGAAGGCAGCAGGUGAUGAAGUGGGGUCUGCGGAGGCUGAGAGACAACAACAGGGCCAAGGGUGUCGAGGAGGACAUCCAGAUUCUAGAAAGGGCUAACAGGUCAGAAGGAGGCCCGUGCAUCUGGGUGGGUGUCAGCUAGACUCUGUCUGUCCGGGCGAUGUCCCCCUUCAGGAAGCAAGAGAUGUCUCGGCGGACGACCAUCGUCGCUAUCAGGCGCACAAAUCAAGCUAUGGGCGCCCACUUCAAAGCAUGGAGGGUGAGUAAGGCUGUGACGGGGCAUGCCGUAUUGAUGCACCCCUUCGUGGCCUUUUAGGCGUUGCUCGAAGGGAAAAGAUACGCCAGAGCCGCCGUGUGUCGACUGGUUGCCGUCCUGUAUGCCAUCCAACGAGCCUUCCUGCAGGCCAGCUGGCAGCAGUGGGUUGGCGGUGAGCUACGGACGGCCUGGAGGGAGAGGGGCAGUCUUAGAAGCCGCUUCAAACGACUCGCACACGUACACAUAGCUGGCAAAAGAAAGCUAUGGCCACCUAUCCCCCGUGUGUCAUUUAUUGUCCCUUGCAUCUACUUGUCCAGCUGCGGCUCGGCCACUUCCUGUCCGCUAUUGAUUCGUCCCCCGAUCCUCUGGCUCAAUCCGUCUUCGACACUUGGCGGGCCUUUGUGAGCGAGCAGCAAGCCAUGAGGGCGUCGCUGGGCCAUCUGCACAGGCAGGACUCACUCACACACAUCGAUCCUACCCACCUGUGCCCAGUGUCUGGGAUGGGCUGAACUGCUCAUGCUUUGUUUUGAUCAGGCUUUGGAGAACUCUGUGCUCUGGCCUGGCGAGGCGUGCGCUAAAUGUGUGGAGGCGGAGCACAGUGAACAGACGCUUCGUUGACGCACGAAGGGAGGAGGCCAGCAAGACCAGAGAGGUUCAACGCACAAGAGCCGCCCGGGACAUGCUGAGCAUCGCGUCCCGAUACCACAGAGAGGUGAGUCAUCGAGGGGAGACAUAUUGGAGUCUUUGAACAAGAUCACACGCACCGCUGCGUGUCGCAGCAUGAUGGCCAUCUCUUGAGGAGUUGUUUCACGUCGUGGUUACGCCUUGCUCGUCUCUCCCAUGACAAGUCCCACGGGUGUGUCGGCUUGGCCAGAUCGAUAGGCAGGCUGGCCCUCCAAAAGGUACGAUGUGCCUUUUUGCGAUGGAAAAACUGCCUGGACGCCGACAUCCUGCGGAGACACGCACUGAUUCGCCUCGCGAGGUAACUGCCUGCACAAACAUGGAAGCAAGGCGCCCAUGCUUUUCUUUCCAUUCGACAGGGCCUGGAGGCAGCACACUCGUGUGUUGACACUUCGUGCUUUCCAUCUGCUGAGGCAGCACCGGGUGGAGAUCGCCGGCCACUCCUGGCUGCAGCAAAUGCGCCAGGAGACGGCCAUGAUGGUGGGUGGCGGCGCAAUGGGAGGUGGCCUUGUCAGCUACGGAGUCGGAGUCAGUCAGCCAGCAGUGGCGGGCCAGCCAUUCCGGCCUCCGACCGCCUUGCUGGGCGGCAGUCCACCGGUGACUCAUCCCCUCUCAGCGCAUCCUCCUCCCGCUGCGGUUCGACCGUCGACGACUGCAACUCUCGUCCGAUUUGUCGCCUGCUGGGCCCCCCAGGAUGACUCGAGAGUGCUCGCAAUGGCCUUCCAAGCUUGGCGUGCAUACAUUGGCCACUUCCGUGCUGCAAAGAGGGCCGCCCACCGCAUCGCAGGGAUUAUUCACCGCAGCUGGCUGACGGCGCUGUCUCGGGCACUCCAAUCGAUGAAGGCGUCGGUCGUCCGGGUAGUGGCAAAGCGGUCAGUGGAGGAGAGCGCCUUCUCUCGGCUGUCCCGUCUGCUGCAUCACGUCCGGCGGAGGCAGAUGCAAGAUGCGUGGCGACUGGUGGAGAAACGUGUCACGGCAGAGACUCACAAUCAUGUAAGUGAUCGAUCAAACACAGCGCUCCAGACACACAUAUAUGCUUGUAUCUCCACGUGCAGGUUUGGAGAGAGUUGAGGCGGCGGUCGCAGGCGUAUGCGGCCCGAUCGAUGAGCGUUGUAUUGGACCAGGUGGCCGUCGGUGUGGAGACUGACCUGCUCAAGGCCUGCCUCAGCGGCUGGAGGAAGAUCAAGAACGCCGCCAGAAGGCAACGCGAAGCAGUCACGCGCCUCGAGAGGUCCGACAGGACACAAAAGCAACGGAAAGCCGAUCAUCUUGUCCAUGUUGCUACGACAGGUCUUUGCAUCGCGUGCGACGGGGCGCCCUGUCCUUAUCGUGGCUGCUGUUGCGUGAACGAGACAUCGCAGCCAGGGAGCGAUCGCAGUCCGUCGCCACCAUCGCACAAACCUGCCGCACGUCUGGCGAGCGGCUGCUGUGCAUGAGCAUCUUCGGACACGUCGACCAGGCAGUCAGGAGCGCUGUCGAGAGUGCCUUCCAUAGGUGGUGCGAGGCAACCUCCCUGCAGAAGCGACGCGCCAAUGCCACACAUUGGUUCGAGAUGCGACUGAAGAGGAUUCAGCGGCGGCUCCUGCGAGAUGCUCUCCACAAGCUCACAUCACACAGAGACACCGCCAAGACAAAGGAGGUACAUAAGCCGCAACACAGCGUGAUGCAAAGCAGGCUUCAAACAUCCAUUCUCUAUUGCAUUGCCAGGUGGUGCAACGCGAGCGCGCCACGAGGAAGUCUCUCGGUGCCAUGCGGCUGUGCAACUCAAUCUCUGGCUGGGCGUCCACACGUGACAGGCUUCUUUCCUCACAAAUCUUUGCAGCUUGGCGUCGGUUCGUGUCGACUGAGCAGCUGAGGAGACAAGGGAUGAGGCAGCUCGCCAUGUGAGAAGAUACUUUGAUUAUGCGGAUGUUAUAUCCCGUCUGUUUGUCUGAAUAUUUCCUCUUCAGCGUGUGCGGCGACGUCGCCUACCAGCUCGAGCAAGAGGCGGUGAGCGCGUGGCGGCGGUAUUGCCAUCUGCAGCUUCGUCGGAUCAGCAUUGAGCAGCUGCAGCGGUCGGCAUCGCUGAACAUGCUGCGAAUGUUGGCCACCUGGAGUUCCAAUUCCGAGACAAACCUGCUCCGACAGAUUUGUCUGUCCUGGCGCAAGUCUGUCAGGGCGGCAACAGCCAAGAGGAAGGGCCUCGUGCGCAUCGCAAAGUGAGAUCAGAUGCGAAGAGGACGACUGUGUUCUCAACAAUGCGGCACCUUUUCUGUAGGUGGGUGAAGCGACUUGUGUUGACACGCACAUCAGGGGCGCUGCAGCAGCUGAGGGAAAGCAUGGCUGUCCGCCAAGCAAUGGAACAGGUAAGCACCAAACAAAUGGCCUGUCUAUGCAAUCUCAUGCAUCUGCUUUUCAGGCUGAAGGCGUCAUGGAUCUUGCGCAAGCGAGGCGUCAUGGCCAGCCUUUCAUGUCAGCGUGGCGAAGGUGGACCCUCCAGAGCCGCGACAAGAAGCAGUGCCUCCACCGCACACACUCAUUGCUCCUGCUGGCCGUCCAUCGGCAGUGCCGAGCAGCCUUCCACAGACUCAGAGACAACCUCAUGCACCGGGUAGAAAAGCAUCACAUUGGCUCUCUUUUUCUUGCAUCUCUCUCUUGUCUCACCCUCCAGGCCGUGGCAGCAUCCCAUGACCGGCGCCAGAGGGCUGGGGCGGCGAUGGCUGUCCGCGCUAUGGCUGAUGCCGUCAGGCGAGACCAUGUGCAGAGAGAACGGACGGCAUUUCAACACUGGACUGCAUAUCUAGCGCAACGGCGGCAGUUCAGAGCUGCAGCUCAGGCCAUCUCCAGGUAUGCUGCCAGUCAGUCAGUCGAUCACGCAGCACAGCAGAACUCUCUUGCUUCGGAAGCUCAUGCUCCCAUCUUGUUGCAGGGCGGUUUCUCGCUUGCACCUGUGGCAGCAGGCAAAUGCCUUCCACCUGCUACAAUGCCAAGCCUCCUCCAUCGCUCCCCCCGAGACGGAGAGUGCCCAACUCACUGCAGCCCGGCUGCUGUCUGCUGCUCUCGGGCGGGCCGCGUGGCGACUCGGUGUGGUGGCCGCCUUCUCCAGAUGGAGGCAGCGGGAGGUCCUCAUGAGCCGCCGGCAGUCGCAGCACCGCGCAGCCACGACAAACUUCCGCCGGAUGCUCACAAAUAUCGACCACGAAGAAGUGAGAGAGACCCUGCGACGGGCCUUCAACGCCUGGCGACGGUGGCGGGUUGAGGCGAGGCUGCACAAGGGGCUUGUGUGCUGGAUGAGAAGCAUGGACAACAGGUUGCGGUCGGCAGGGAUGAGGGAUGCAUUAUCGAAGCUCGCGCUCCAUUCCUCCGUGAGCGUCCUUGCAGUGGAUGCAGCGAUCGACCGGAGGAGACUGGUGGGGCUUCACCUUUCCGGGCUGCUCGCUGCCUGGAUGAGAAGGGUACGACACGAACGGAAGACUGAGCCCUUUGUACCUGGUGUCUCCGUUGUGCGUGGUUAUAUAGGUCUCAGGGCAGAGUGCCCGAGCUUGCCUGAGGCGUUUGGCUCUUCAUUCACAGAGGUGUGGGCGGAGACAGGCAGCGGCCAGGUCGCUGGUGGAUUGCAUGCAGGCCCUCUCAGUGGCUGCCCAGCGAAGGUGAGCAUAUGCACCUCCACAGCAGCCAUGGGUGUCACACAUUCAUUUCCUUUCGAGUUGCCAGGUGUCUGUCCAAGUGGCGUGAGUGGGCUCUCCAUGACGCGGUGGAUGAGGUGCAGCACGAGCGUCGUCUGGAUCGCCAGUCUCACGGCGCCAGGAGGCUGACAAGGGCGAUCAUCGCAUGGCAGAGCCAGGUCAGUCAACUGAAACAAGAGAGACUGCACACCACCUCCAUUAACGGAUGGCUCCAUUAACAGGAUGAUGGUGCGUUUCUGCGACGGGUCGUAAUGUCAUGGCGGCAAGCGGCCCACCAGACGCGAGAGCAGAGGAGGGCGGUGCCUCGGCUGAUCGACUGCCUCGAGAGGCGCCGCAUCCGCAAUAUGCAGGAGACGAUGACGUACUGGAAGGCAAGGGCCACGCGGGCCAACAUGCGAGAGGCGAGACGAAAGUCCAGUGUCGCACUGGGCCUUUUGAGGUGCCAGAGCACCGUGACAGUCAAUCAGGCCGACCUGAUGAUGCUGAGAGUGGCUUUCGGAGCCUGGUCACAGCACCGAGAUAGGCAGCGGGACCGCCGGAGACACGCUGCAUACCUCUGCAUGGUCAUGGGCGGCCUCAUGUGCCGGCGGAUGAAGCGAAGUGGGUUCGCGUCCCUCGCCCGCCGCCUGCACCAUGGCCGCUCCGAACAAGUGGUGAGCGAGUCCGUCCACUCACAUGUUUUCUUCAUGUGUGUGUGUGGUCAGAUGGACAGGUUGCGUGAGCAUCGGAGGCACUCUGCUAUCCAUUCACUUACCAAGACACUGGCCGUCUUGCCACCGGACCAGCUGCUCCCGAACUGCUUCAGAGGCUGGCUGUGGGUGGUCCAGCAGCAGAGGACGGAGGCCAGGGCUGUCACGAAGCUCACCAGGUGAAAGGGAAGAGUGCCUGGUCUCGUCAUUUGGUAUUUGCUUGCUGCACAUAUGCCUCUGGCUGAAGGGUGCUGCUGCACCGUGCAUCGAGCGCCUUGAGCCAAUUGCGACAUCUAGCCAGGGCCGAGAGACAGCGGACGCACGCCAUGCAGGAGGGCGCAGCUAUGGCCCAUCGGCGGUCGACACUUCGCCAGCUCACCAUGUCGCUCGACGCAUCAGCCAUGCAAGUGAGGCAGCCCUAGUACAUGCACAGAUACAUAAACGGAUGGCCUUGAAUUCAGGUUGACGAUGAUUUGCGGAGGAGGGCACUCGGAGGCUGGAGACGCGCUGUGGCCCACCAGCGCAGGAAACACCGCGCUGCCACCGCCAUGCUGAAAGGCAUCCACCGAAUCACCCUUCGGCGGGCGGCAGCAGCACUCGGUGGUCUUCGCAGAGGCCUGGACCGCGGCGAUUUCCACUUGCACUCGAGGGUGCUGCAGCAGUCCAUGGGGUGCUUUGCCCUUUCAUUUCUUACCACCGGCAUCAGGAGACGGAGACUGGGGGCUGCAUUCCAGCGGCUGGCAAGGUACGAAUGUCACGUUGCUGGUGACUUCUCUGCUUGCCACUCCUCUCUGUCCAUUCAGCCUGGAGCAGCUGGCGAGUGUCCAGACAUCCCACUGCCAGCUGCUGGAGUCAACACACACGAACCGACGCCUGGUUGCCGCCUUCGACCGAUUGAAAGGUCUCGUGUAUCGACGACGCCAGAAGGCGGCCCGCAGGCGGCUCCAUGACGCAUUGGAAGCCACCCGCCUGCUCAAAAUCGAGAGGCGAAUGCUGACCAAGUGGCGGGCCGCCCUGAGCCGCCGUCGGUCUGUCGCCCGCGGGGUCAACCAGGUGGACAGGGCAUUGAAUCGGUGGAUGCGCCGGCUGGCGCAUGACGCCCUGCAAAGAUGGUGCAAGGCGGCGGACAGGGGUCGGCAGACGCGUGAGUUGGGUGCCCGGCUGAGACAUGAGAGGCGCAUGGUGGUGGACAGGAUGGCGGUGCGGCAGAGCGAGAGGGGCGUUUGGGUGUCGAUGAGGUAUGUGUUGGCGCUGUGGCGGCAGGUCACCAAGGUCAAGAAGGCCUCGCGAAUCCUCAAGUACGCUCGACAGCCGGCUGCAUGUAAGAUGGCAGCCGUCGUUUGUUCUGUCGCUGGGUUGUGUGUAGGGUGACGAGUUUCUGUGUGGCCGUGUCGCGAAGCCGCCGGGAAGCACUCAGAUCAGCAUUCAUGGUCGGUCAGAGAAACACACGAGACACACAUGCAUCCCUUCGUCCCUCCCUGCUUUGAUGUCUUACAUGUGUCGCGUUGUCGUCCAGCGUCUUCACAUCUUUGCGUUGGAGGAGGUCAUGGUCGAGGAGCGCCAGUCGUUCGAGACACACCUGGCCAGGACACACACACUCGAGUGCAGCACCCUAGCGUACGUGCAGGAGUGUCUCAGCUGCCUCACGCAAACACUGCAGCAGGCCCAGCAGCAACAGGCCGCCGAGGCCACCGACGUGGCUGCAGACGUGCAGUCGGCACUCGAGCAGGUAGGGAGUGUGCAACUCCAACCAGACUUCAACAUGUCGCUCAUAAUAUUCAGGUGCACACAUCCCUGCUGGGGCUGCGCAAGACAUAUGGAGAGAUGCGUAAGGCGCGUGCGUCGCCGAUCAGUGAGACCGCGUUGGAUGGGGGCAGCUGCCCCAGGUGUCCCCUAAGCCUGCCCCCAUCCACCCUAUCGAGCCCCCUGCCUAUUCCCCUUCACCAUCUAUACCAGGCGACAGACACCAACAGCACCAUUUCGUAGCACACUGGCGCGCUCGCCGAUUGAUUUGUUGUUCUCCGUGGUGGAUGCGAAUCACGUCAUCGCUUUUUGUUUGAGUGUCUGUUGUACUCUUUAUCAUCGUAAUGAUGAGAAAUCAAU